UAUACAGUUUAUGGAGUGUUCAAACCAAAAGUGCAAAAAAAUGUUUGAUUUGAAAUGUCUCGCCAUUCAGCCGGAGAACUUUGAUAAUUUCACCGAAGACUACAAGGAUUCGUGGGUUUGUCCGGAGUGUGCUUGUUUAAAACCGAAAGGCGAAAAUACACAGCGCGGUAGUAGUCCGACAUCACGAAUAACUAGUCCAAUGCCAGUUCAAAAUAACGAUAGUGAGCUGCUUACAGAACUUCGGGGACUUCGAAAUGAAAGUAUGUACUUGAAGAAAAAAAUCUCAAACAUAAAUAGGCUGCAAACAAUAACCCAGUGUGCGGAACAACAAUAUUCAGAGCCACCGAUAAACAUUGACAAUAGUGAUAACAAAAGUGCAUACUCAUUCGCCGAGGCGGUAUCGAGCGAGAUAAAACAAGGUAGACGGCGUAAGGUCUCCCCGGCAACAGCGAAACCGGACAGCGGCGAUAAGAGUGUGGCCACGAAAUCAGCGGUUUCACCGCUCGUCGUGUUUAAUAGCGUGGGUACUCAACCCGAUCGGAUGGAUUCUGAGUCUACCGGGUCUAAGCCAAAGGGUGGCGAUAAUAAGUCGAAGAAGGCAGUUAGCAGGAAAAAUAAUUUUAUGACAGGCGAAAACACAUCAUCUGGAAUUCGGGUCUCGGAACGCAAGAAACAUUUACAUGUAUGGAGGUUAGCGCUCGACAUAACAUCGGAGCAGGUUGAGACACAUGUAUUGAAUGAAUGUGGCACAGAAAUAAGUGUUAAAGUACAGAAAAUUAAACACAAGCACGAAAGAGACUACGCUUCAUUCAUUAUAGGAGUGCCAGAAAAUAAGUUCCAUGUCAUAAAUCAGCCGAGGGUGUGGCCUCACGGAGCCCAGUUCAGCGAAUGGUUGUGGUUUCGCGGAUCAAAGUAUGAAACGGAAGGAAAGUAGA
This is a messenger RNA of Cydia fagiglandana, 935 nucleotides long. RefSeq lists its product as uncharacterized. The record is from RefSeq and is a predicted model, not a curated record. The coding region runs from base 11 to 934 and encodes 307 amino acids. The transcript is spliced from 2 exons. NCBI's taxonomy places the organism in Eukaryota, Metazoa, Arthropoda, Insecta, Lepidoptera, Tortricidae.